AUGCAGAUUUCUGAAAAUGUUAGACCUACUAAUGAAGCAGGAGCUUUGAGAUACUGGUGUCAUGUAUGUCAGAUGAAUGUAUCUGUAAGAGAACCAGAAAAUUCAGAUGGCGAGCUUAUGUGCAAUGAAUGUGGAAGUUGUGGGUUUGUGGAAAUAAUCACAGAUAAUAAUAAUCCUACUGAAACACAGUCAGCCUCUCAAUCCCAGUGGGUUAAUAUAAUGACACUUCCACGUGUAUCAGAUAAUACUGUAAAUAAUCCAUUGUUUAGGAUGUUAACUGAGAUUGCAGACUCUUUAGGACAGACACAAGUUACAACUCAAGUAAGAUCUGAUACUAUGGCAAUUCAACAACUGAAUACUCAACCUCGUAAUAUGUUUGUAUCUGGGCCUAAUAAUGAAGAUGUAGACUCAUCUGGUAGUGCAACACUAAUUUUGGGUCCAAAUGGAGAAGUUAGGGAAAUUUCUAUUUCUGAUAUUUUGACUGGAAAUGCAUUUUCUCAAAUUGUGGAGAGUAUGGAAAAUGCUCUUGUUACUGCAUUGAGUACAAAUAAUGUGAGUAAUCAUUUUGGAAAUCCUCCUGCAUCAGCUGAAGAGGUAGCUAAAUUACCACGUGAAGUUUUAUCAGAAUCUAAUAUUGAGCAAACAAAAGGUGGAGGCCCCUGCGCUAUAUGCCAUGAAGAAUACAAUAUUGGCGAUACAGUUUUGAGACUUUCUACAGAUGUAGAUGAAUGUCCACACAUUUUUCAUGUUAAUUGUUUGCUACCUUGGCUACAACAACAUAACUCAUGUCCAGUAUGUAGAUUUGAAUUACCAACGGAUGAUGCAUACUAUGAAGAACGUAGACGAUCAUUACAAAGUCGGAGAGAUUUUCAUACUGGUAAUAGUGCUCCUCAAACUUCUACUUAUAUAUCAGAAUCUAGAAUAAAUACAACUCAAGAAAUAGAUAACAAUGGAAGUAGGAGUAACAUUACACCAAUGGAAGGUAUGGAAUAUAAUCAGCAGCAAACAAAUAGUUCUAGGGGAAAUGAAGAGAAUUUAAAUGUUGAAUUGACAAAUUCAGUAUUAAGUCCAAAUGGUAUGGAUAACACAAGCAGAAGUGAACAGUUAGCAGGUCAAACAAUAGCAGCAAUAAGUAACACAAGUACAAUAUCAGUACCUUCAACAGAUAGUGAUAAUAUACAAAGAAGGAAUUCAGAGACUAGGGGAUAUGAGGAUACGAGAAUAUUAACCGAAGAUUCAAUAAAUAAUUCUGAAGGAACUACUGUUAACUUUGUAGAUCUUAGUAAUACAAUUGCAGAUAUAUUUAGUCCUAUGACAGAUCAAUUUCCUAUAAUGGCAAAUUCUAUAGCUUCAACAGUUCAAACUCUUACUGUGGGAAAUUAUGGUAGUAUAGAGAGAACUACUGAGGGCAGUAAUUUGGAAGGAUCUAUUGAAGCAACUCAAAGUUUGCAGCAAUCUGUUGUGAAUACAAACACUAAUGCAAGCAAUUUUACUACAAAUGAUCUUAACUCUGAAUUUACAACUGUAGAGCCUCUUCCUAGAACAUCUGGUUCUUGCUAUCUAAUGUAA
Cryptosporidium muris RN66 is the source of this 1569-nucleotide messenger RNA. Its product is annotated as zinc finger, C3HC4 type domain-containing protein. The transcript has a single exon. The coding region runs from base 1 to 1569 and encodes 522 amino acids. The record is from RefSeq and is a predicted model, not a curated record. Lineage: Eukaryota; Apicomplexa; Conoidasida; Eucoccidiorida; Cryptosporidiidae. Gene Ontology annotation, molecular function: ubiquitin protein ligase activity.